AUGUUUGUACUUUGUCGCACAUGCGCCGAAACUUUAAACCAGGGGGACUGUGAACAUAGUGACGAUGGGCGGUCGUUAACAGGUACCUGGGUAAUCGAUGAAGUGAAAAAAGCUAUUGAAAAAGGUUACAAAGUAUUGGAAACGUAUGAAAUAUGGCAGUACGCAACUGAUCAGUACGAUAAACGUAGUAAAACCGGUGGGUUAUUUAAUGAAUAUAUCAACAAAUUUUUGGGUAUUAAACAGCAAAGUUCUGGGUGGCCAUCAGGUUGCGAUACUCCUGAAAAGAAGGAUAAAUAUGUUAAUGAUUACUUUGAGACGGAAGGUGUUACGCUUGACCCGAAUAAAAUAGAAAAAAAUCCAGGUUUGAGACAAUUAGGGAAGGCUGUAAUUACAUCGUUUUGGGGUAAACUCGGUCAACGCGAGAACCAAAGUAAAACCACCAUAGUUAAGCAACCUGGGGAGUUUUAUAGUAUGAUGACCAAUCCUUCAAUGGAUAUCAAUUCUGUUUUACCAGUUAAUGAAGACACGCUACUAGUAAACUGGGAAUUUAAAGAAGAGACGUAUAAUCCCUUAUCGACUGUAAAUGUCGUUCUUGCCGCUUACACUACGGCCCAUGCUCGCUUAAAGCUAUACGAGUAUUUGGAGAGGUUGGAAGAAAGAGUUCUCUAUUAUGAUACGGAUUCGAUAAUCUACGUAUCAGCUCCCGGGCAGUACGAACCACCCUUAGGGCAGUAUUUGGGCGAGUUGACUGACGAGUUAGAAGAAGAAGGUGUCGGAAGUUACAUUAAGGAGUUUGUAUCAGGUGGUCCAAAGAAUUAUGCCUACAAGGCGUGGUCCAGUUCUAAACAAUGCGAUGUAACUGUAUGUAAAGUCAAAGGGAUAUCUUUGACAUACAAAACCUCACAACUAAUUAAUUUCGACAAAAUAAGAGAUAUGGUCCUAGAAAAAGAAGAAACGGAACCUAUUCUCGUAUCAUCUAAACUUAUAACCCGAACGGCGGAACACAAUGUACUAACAAUGAACACCUCUAAACUGUACCGGCUAAACUCUACAAAGAGAUGUUUCUCAUCCAUAGAUGGUUCUUCCCGUCCAUACGGAUUUAAGAAGCUUAGGUUAAGUGAACAUUGA
Photinus pyralis (common eastern firefly) is the source of this 1128-nucleotide messenger RNA. RefSeq lists its product as uncharacterized. The coding region runs from base 1 to 1128 and encodes 375 amino acids. The record is from RefSeq and is a predicted model, not a curated record. NCBI's taxonomy places the organism in Eukaryota, Metazoa, Arthropoda, Insecta, Coleoptera, Lampyridae. The transcript has a single exon.